CAAAGAUUAUGCCAAAGGGUCCUUGGGUACUCCGCUAUCCUGAUUUGGAUUUCUUAGGAGUUUUGUAUACUUUGCGAGUAUCAAUAAAGAGCAGCGCCAAUUCGAGCUCAUAUUUGCGUCCCAAUCCCUCCAAGGGAAGCAAAACUCCACAUGGCUUUGGCUUAUGGUGUUCCGCAAAACCUUCUUUUGAAGAAAUCAAAUUCUUUGAUUGCUUUCCAGCUGAAGUCCUCGCUCUCUAACCUGUCUCAGAUACCUGUACAGAAGAGAUGCCUUAGGUGCAACACUCUUUACCAAGAUAAGGAUAAUUCUCCCCUUGCCUGCUCUUUCCACGGCCACAUCAAUGGAGAGAAAGGAUUGUUUUCAUUGGCUCCACCACACCAAGGGAUCGAUGGCGAGUGGAGUGACUGUAGUGGAGUGAUUGUUUACAAAUGGAACGACAAGGGGAACAGACCAAACACUGGUAGUGCUAAUUGGAAAAAGAGGUGGAGCUGUUGUUCUGAGUAUGAUGAGAAUGCACUCCCUUGUCGACGAGGAUGGAAUGUGUCCUAUGAUGAUGGGUUCACUCUUUACUAGCAGCAGCGGCAGCAGCCCAUGCCCAUUGCACAAUAAAUCAGAAGCUAAUGCUGUUUAUGUGUGUUUAAUCAUGUAUGUUUACUCUUGCACAGUGUCAUUCUCCUCUUAUCCAGUUUUCAUCACAAAUGUGCUUCAACUUUGAAUGCAUCUCAUUCCUGGAGUUGUUUUAUCCCUUGGAAGCAUUUUAGAUCCAUUCAUGCCUGAACCCCAUUUCCAAGCUUUGAAGCUGUGAAUUCAACAAUCACAUUCUGAAAGUGAAGAUCCCAACUGGCACAGAAGCAGAAGAUUCUUCAUGAAGGGAUCUCUACUUCCAUUAUCCCCACUUCUUUCCAUUGCUUGUACAACAUGAAUCUAUCUGUGUUCACUAGGAAUUACUAGCCUGGGAAGUGAUCCAAGAGGAGGUGAAUGACUGUGGGAGUUCACACAACUUUGAUGAAAUCUGAAGUCCAAAACACCAGCUACCAUCAAACAGUUGCUUACUUCAUUGAAAACUUAUCAUUCAAUGCAGUAAGCUUCCAUGACAGUACAAGGGAUAAAUCACAUUGCAGAGGAAGAGGCAUCUAUGUUUCUUAGAGUGAUCAUUAAGUCCCUCAUAAUGCAAAGAACAUUCAUAUUCCACCUAUUUAUCAAUUGAACAAGAGGUUUAUGUUAUGUACAUUUACAGUUUGUUCAUUGGAAUGGUAAGGCAUUUUGCAAAUAUUGAAUUGGAGGCUUCUUUUUUAGAGACUAAUAAAAUCAUCCAAUUCAUUGUCA
This is a messenger RNA of Macadamia integrifolia, 1326 nucleotides long. RefSeq lists its product as uncharacterized. Bases 151 to 573 code for a protein of 140 amino acids. Lineage: Eukaryota; Viridiplantae; Streptophyta; Magnoliopsida; Proteales; Proteaceae. The transcript is spliced from 2 exons. The record is from RefSeq and is a predicted model, not a curated record.